AUGGCUACGGGAACUCCUGCGAUUUCGGAGUUGCACUUGCAACCAGGCGCGGACGAAGCGAUUCUAGCCAAGCUAGGAUACAAGCAGGAGUUUCUCAGGGAAUUUACUCCGCUAGAGGUGGCUGGACUUGCAUUCAGCUUUACAGGACUACUACCUGGUAUAGCAUCUGUGCUUUUUUACGCUAUGCCAAAUGGAGGGCCUGUCGCUAUGGUUUGGGGGUGGGUAAUUGCCACCCCCUUGAUAUUGUGCAUCGGGUUGGCGAUGGGAGAGCUCGCAUCAGCAGCACCUACUUCUGGUGGCUUAUACUAUUGGACUUACUCGCUUGCUUCUCCGCAGUGCCGAAAUUUUCUGUCGUGGAUAGUUGGGUAUUCGAAUACCAUAGAGAAUAUCGCGGGAGUCGCUUCCGCAAACUGGGCUUGUGCGGUUCAAAUCACAGCAGCGGUCAGUAUCGCCUCUGACCAGGCAUAUUCGACUACCGACGAGCAGCUCUACGGCGUAUAUGCGGCUUUGGUGUUGUCGCAUGCUAUUAUUGUGAGCUUCGGUACCAAAGUCUUGGCGAGACUGCAGAGACUAUACGGGGUGGUGAAUGUGUGCCUGUGCUUCAUAGUCAUUAUCGCGCUUCCGAUCGCAACGCCGCACGAAUAUCGAAACACUGCAAGUUUUGCGCUAGGGGAUUUCACAAACUUGGACGGCUGGCCAUCUGGAUUCGCGUUUAUCACGAGCUUACUGGCUCCUCUCAGUGCAAUAGGGGGUUAUGAUGCUAGCGUCCACAUGAGCGAGGAGGCCUCGAAUGCCGCCACUGCGAUACCAUGGGCGAUCACUAGUUCCAUUGCCGUGUCAGCUGUCCUUGGUUGGGGAAUCAACGUUACCCUUGCCUUUUGCAUGGGAACUGAUCUCAGUGGCAUCUUAAGCAGCCCUAUAGGUCAGCCAAUGGCGCAGAUCUUAUACAAUUCGCUCGGGCAAAGAAUGGCCUUGGCUCUUUGGUGUCUCAUCAUCUCAGCCCAGUACAUGGUGUCAUCGACCGCCCUCCUAGUUGGCUCUCGCCAGACGUUUGCAUUUGCUCGUGAUGGAGCCCUCCCAUUUUCACGAUAUUUGUACCGGAUCAAUGGCUACACAAAAACACCAGUAAAUACAGUCUGGUUCGACGCCGCCUGUAUUCUGGUACUUGGACUUCUGGCGUUCGUGAGCACCCAGGUAAUCGAUGCGUUGUUCACAAUUGCUGUCACGGCAUCGUAUGUCUCUUUCAUAACGCCAAUCGCAACCCGCUUCGCGUUUAAGAACAAUUUUAAACCCGGCCCAUUUCAUCUUGGGAAACUGAGCUUUCCAAUCGCCGUGAUCGCCGUGUUGGGGAUGGUCUUCAUGAUCAUCGUUUUGUUCUUUCCCGCCACACCACAAACAACUGCACAAGAGAUGAACUACACAGCGGUGGUCCUGGGAGGGUACAUGUUCCUUGCAGUGUUCUGGUAUUAUUGCCCGGUGUAUGGAGGUGUUCAUUGGUUCAAGGGGCCGAUAUCCAAUCUUUCACCCGCUAUCGAAGGCGAACACAAAGACGAGAAUUCCAUGUCAGAGAAGAAGGAACAGAGUGAUGCAACAUUCUCUGUUUCAGUGGUGGAUGUUUAA
Molecule: messenger RNA, 1620 nt
Organism: Suillus paluster
Lineage: Eukaryota; Fungi; Basidiomycota; Agaricomycetes; Boletales; Suillaceae
Product: amino acid/polyamine transporter I
Exons: 15
Coding region: 1-1620 (539 amino acids)
Biological process (GO): amino acid transport; transmembrane transport
Cellular component (GO): membrane
Molecular function (GO): transmembrane transporter activity
Source: RefSeq, a predicted model, not a curated record